Messenger RNA from Talaromyces proteolyticus, 4141 nucleotides. RefSeq names its product Hydantoinase B/oxoprolinase-domain-containing protein. Lineage: Eukaryota; Fungi; Ascomycota; Eurotiomycetes; Eurotiales; Trichocomaceae. The transcript has 3 exons. Bases 207 to 4019 code for a protein of 1270 amino acids. The record is from RefSeq and is a predicted model, not a curated record. Gene Ontology annotation, biological process: glutathione metabolic process. Gene Ontology annotation, molecular function: 5-oxoprolinase (ATP-hydrolyzing) activity. Gene Ontology annotation, cellular component: cytosol.
CCAGACCCGAUAUCUUGUUCUGCGGGUGCAAUGACGGCCAGGAUCACUUCAGGUGUGAGCUGGGAACGCUCGGUCAGAUCACAUUCAAGGUAUCGGCCAAGAUAGAUAAGACAGUAUAUUUAGAGCGCUGCAGCAAUUUGGAUUAUCAAUUUUCAAAUAUUGCCGUCAAAUCUUCUCCUGCUUCCACUUUUCGUUGUCUUCUCUUCAUGUCGCCAAAGGUUACCAUUUCUAUCGACCGCGGCGGGACAUUCACCGAUGUCCAUGCCAUUGUCCCUGGCCGGCCGGAUAUUGUCCUGAAAUUACUAUCUGUCGACCCAGCCAAUUAUUCAGAUGCUCCAACUGAAGGUAUACGACGCGUCCUCGAACAUGUUACGGGCGAAGCUAUACCUCGAGGGCGUUCGUUGCGACUUGAUAGUAUUGGAUGCUUGCGCAUGGGUACGACCGUUGCAACCAAUGCAUUGCUUGAGCGCAAGGGCUCGCGCUCCGCUCUGCUUGUAACUAAGGGUUUUCGUGACCUAUUGCGCAUUGGCAAUCAGGCCCGCCCCGACAUCUUUGAUCUCUCAGCCCGUCGGCCAGGCGUGCUAUUUGAAGAUGUCGUUGAGGUCAAUGAGCGUGUCGUUCCUUCUCAUCCCCGUUCCGACGCCGCUGCGCUCUCAUCGUACCGCGCCAUUAUGGGAACCACGGGUGAGACGUAUCACGUCCUUCAAGAACUCGAUAUGCAGUCUGUUACUACCGAACUUCGCAGACUCAAGGGGGAGGGAUUUGAAUCGGUGGCUGUUGCGCUUGUCAAUUCCUUCGCUUGUCCGGAGCACGAGCGCUCGAUAGGUGAGAUCGCCUCACAGUUGGGUCUAUCGGUAGCUUUGUCUUCUAGUCUACAACCUAUGAUCAAAGUCGUACCUCGCGGCAUGUCUGCCACUGCUGACGCCUAUCUAACGCCUGUAAUCAAGACGUAUAUCGACAACAUCUCGUCUAGCUUUGAGGGUGGACUUGGUGGCAGCCACGGGUGCCGUAUUGAGUUUAUGCAGUCUGAUGGUGGUCUGGUUGACUUUCGCGAUUUCAGCGGCCUUCGUGCCAUCCUUUCGGGCCCUGCAGCUGGUGUGGUCGGUUUUUCGGCCACCAGCUGGGAUCACCAGGACAAAGUUCCCAUCAUUGGUUUCGACAUGGGCGGCACGUCAACCGAUGUAUCCCGCUUUGAUGGCCACUUCGACCAUACAUUCUCAUCAAGUAUUUCUGGCAUCAGUAUCCAGGCUCCACAGCUUGAUAUAAACACCGUUGCCGCCGGCGGUGGCUCUAUAAUCUCUUGGAAAAAUGGCCUUUUCAUGGUUGGGCCUGAGUCUGCCUCGGCUCAUCCAGGCCCGGCUUGUUACCGCAAAGGAGGGCCUCUGACCGUGACGGACGCCAACCUUUUCCUUGGAAGACUGCUUCCUGAAUAUUUUCCUAAGAUCUUUGGUCCUAAUGAGGACCAGCCUCUCGACCGCGAGAUCACACGCAAACUUUUCACCGAGCUCGCGGAGAAAAUCAAUGCUGACCAGUCAGUGCGCUAUACUCCAGAGGAAGUUGCUCUCGGUUUCAUCAAAGUUGCUGACGAAUCUAUGACUCGACCUAUUCGCAAUCUGACAGAAGCCCGAGGCUUCGAAAUUUCGAAACAUAAUCUUGCUUCUUUUGGUGGUGCAGGAGGUCAACAUGCCUGCAAUGUUGCGGCUUCGCUUGGCAUAUCGCGUAUCAUUAUACACAGAUACUCAUCGAUUCUCUCCGCGUUCGGCCUAGCACUCGCCAAUAAUGUGCACGAAUCCCAGGAACCCGUGGCCGCUGUGUACGAGGACAGCAAGAAGGCAAUGAUUCAGCGGCUGCAAAAGCUCCAGGAGAGCAAUCUGGUGCGACUCCAAUCUAAGGGCUUUUCUGCUACGCAGUUAAGUCACGAGCGAUUCCUUAAUAUGCGGUAUGAAGGUUCUGACACCGCCUUGAUGAUCAUGGAGCCGCAAGACGGCAAUUAUGCAAUCGCAUUUGUCGAGCGGCACCGUCGCGAAUUUAGCUUCACUAUGGACCGCCCCAUCCUGGUUGAUGACAUUCGCGUGCGCACUGUUGCCUCGUCUCAGAACCUUGCUGAAAAGCAACCUCUGCAGCAACUGCGGGAGGCAAAUCUCGUUGCUGCUGGCACGCCCACCGAACUGACCAAGGUCUACUUCGACUCUGUGGCCGGAUUCACCGAGACACCAGUUUUCCAGCUCAAGGCACUCAGCCCGAACACUCGUAUUCAUGGCCCCGCCAUUAUCAUUGAUGAGACACAGACGAUUGUCAUAGCCCCUAAUGCGGUUGCGUGUGUGCUACAGACGUGCAUCGUAAUAGAUCUCGAAUCAGAGCCCAAGAACAAGCUGGCCGAAGAAGCGACCUAUGUUGACCCCAUCCGCUUGACCAUUUUCGGUCAUCGGUUCAUGUCUGUUGCUGAACAGAUGGGUCGCACACUGCAAAAGACUGCCGUAUCAACAAAUAUCAAAGAGCGACUCGACUUCUCAUGCGCCCUUUUCUCUCCGGACGGAGGGCUUGUCGCCAACGCGCCACACGUGCCAGUGCACCUCGGCUCAAUGCAGUUUGCCGUCCGCUUCCAGCACAAGUGCUGGCUCGGGCAGCUUCAGGAAGGCGACGUUCUGGUUGCCAAUCAUCCCGUCUCAGGCGGUACUCACCUUCCAGAUGUUACAGUGAUCACUCCUGUGUUCGCGCCCGGUAGCAAUGAUAUCAUCUUUUACGUCGCUUCGCGCGGUCACCAUGCAGAUAUUGGUGGCAUCCUGCCUGGUUCUAUGCCACCCAACUCGACAGAGUUGUGGCAAGAGGGUACAGCUAUUGAAUCCGAGAAGGUUGUUUCAGGUGGCGUCUUCAAUGAGAAGCGUAUGCGGGAGCUGUUUUAUGACAUUCCAUCCCGCUUCAAGGGCUGCUCUGGUAGUCGUAACAUUAACGACAAUCUGUCGGAUCUGAAGGCACAAAUCGCUGCCAACGCUCGCGGUAUCAGUUUGAUCCAGAACCUGGUCCGCGAAUACGGCUUGCAGACUGUCCAGACCUACAUGUACGCUAUCCAGUCGACAGCGGAGCAGUCCGUACGCAAGCUCCUACAGGAUCUGUAUGAACAUUAUGGAGGUAGGCCUCUUGAGUCGAUCGACUUUAUGGAUGACGGCACGCCAAUCAAGCUGGUUGUCACGAUCCAUGAAGAUGGUUCUGCUAUAUUCGACUUCAGCGGUACUGGCCCUGAAGUCCACGGAAAUAUCAAUGCGCCCGAGGCAAUAACCCAUUCGGCUAUCAUCUACGCGCUACGAUGCAUGAUAAAGGCCGAUAUCCCACUCAAUCAGGGUUGUUUGAAUGCUAUUGACAUCCGCAUUCCUCGACCCUGCAUUCUCAGCCCAACACGCGCCGCGGCUGUUGUGGGCGGCAACGUCACGACGUCUCAACGGGUCACUGAUGUUGUGUUAAAGGCUUUGGGCGCUUGUGCAGCCUCUCAGGGUUGUCUAAAUAACUUGACGUUUGGAAUCGACACCAAGUUAAAUGAGAAAAGUGGGGUUGUCGAACCUGGUUUCGGAUACUAUGAAACCAUUGCUGGUGGUGCCGGCGCAGGUCCAACUUGGCAUGGGGAGAGCGGUGUGCACGUACACAUGACCAACACGCGCAUUACAGACCCGGAGAUUCUCGAAAAACGUUAUCCGUGCAUAUUACGGCGAUUCGAGCUGCGUCCUGGUACUGGAGGUAGCGGCCGCUUCCGUGGUGGCGAUGGUGUUGUGCGUGAGAUAGAGUUUCUCACGCCGCUCCAAUGUUCUAUCCUGUCUGAGCGUCGUGUCCACCACCCCUAUGGCAUGGAGGGCGGCAAUCCGGGCCAGACAGGCCUGAACUUGUGGUUGAGCAAGGCCAGUGUCACCGGUGAUGAUAGGACGGUUAAUAUAGGCGGCAAGGGAAGUGUAUCGAUGGGUGUCGGCGACCGUGUUGUUAUCAUGACCCCUGGUGGUGGCGGAUGGGGUUCGCCGGAAGUAGAAUCUUGAGAAAUACACAUACUUGGAAGCUGGUCGUAUUUUCAGGUCGAUAGGAAACCAUUGGAUUGAAGUCAUUUCUUAGGCUGUUUCAUGCUCGAUAUCAAAUGGAAUAGUUUAUAAUUUGAUGCAGG